AUGCCAGGCGAUUCCUCUGAGGUGAAGAUUGAGUCUGACCAUGGCACCAAACGCAAACGUACCGACCGCACCGGCAACUUCUAUGAUACUCUCAAUCUCAGACCUUCCUAUCUCCAAACCAGAACCACAAGCGCCAUAGAGAUGUUCCGAGACAUCCAAGAAGGCAAGAUACUGGGCACCGAACUCCCAUCUACCCACCUCGAAGGCCCCAGCAACUACAUGGCAUGGUAUGUAAACAUCAAACUCUCACUACGCCAGCAUGGUGUAUGGCCGGUCAUCUCCGGACUUGAACGUUUGGAUGAGGGCCAUCCGCUGUACGUGUGGUAUGAACGAAUGAUCUAUCAUGCCAUGACCCUGGUCUGGCUCAGUGUCUCUGAUGGGUUCAAGGAGCAGUACCCUCAUUUCGGGGAAGCUUUGAUGCACGGCGGAGGUCCUGAUUUGGAUCAUUCUGGCGAUCCUGGUCUUGCUCUUACUCUCAUUGGGGACGUGUGUCGGAAUCCGGACUAUACACGUGAUGGCCGCAAUGAUUUGACUGAGGAUGAAGACGAUGAUCGUUCGAGGCUAUACAGUGAUGGUUGGCUAACACAGUGA
Messenger RNA from Penicillium canescens, 591 nucleotides. RefSeq lists its product as uncharacterized. The transcript has a single exon. Lineage: Eukaryota; Fungi; Ascomycota; Eurotiomycetes; Eurotiales; Aspergillaceae. The coding region runs from base 1 to 591 and encodes 196 amino acids. The record is from RefSeq and is a predicted model, not a curated record.